Messenger RNA from Coffea eugenioides, 3197 nucleotides. RefSeq names its product serine/threonine-protein kinase 3-like. The transcript is spliced from 22 exons. Gene Ontology annotation, molecular function: protein kinase activity; protein serine/threonine kinase activator activity; ATP binding. Gene Ontology annotation, biological process: protein phosphorylation. NCBI's taxonomy places the organism in Eukaryota, Viridiplantae, Streptophyta, Magnoliopsida, Gentianales, Rubiaceae. The record is from RefSeq and is a predicted model, not a curated record. Bases 410 to 2587 code for a protein of 725 amino acids.
CAUCGCAUCUCUUCUCUCUCCCUAAAACCUCUUCCCCUCUCAAUUAGCAAUUCUCAAUUCUCAUGGUAGUCAACGGACAUCCUCUAAAAGUGAACAACCCAAAAGAAUGAAAGAAGAAGAGUAGGUGAAAAACAAACGAAAUCUUAAAACAUAUCGCUAAUUAUUCGGAUUACUGUAAGAGAAAAAAAAAUUGAGCAGCAUCAUCAUCUUCUGUCUUCCUCCUCCUACUGCUGCUUCUUCUUCAACUUGAAUGCACAUUUUUACUCUGCUCAGUCCACAUCUCUCUUAUAUUGCAACUUUAAUCCCAUCAUGAUUCAGGUUUCUUGAUUGAUUUUCGAUUGUAAUUUAUUCUCAUUGUUACUUCCCAAGUGGUUUUGCGAUCCGCGGUUUUUGGUUUUCCGUGGCUGGAAUGGGCGGCGGAGGUCACAAGAACUAUUCAGUCAAUCCUAAUGAUUACAAGCUACUUGAAGAGGUCGGCUACGGCGCCAGCGCCACCGUCUACAGAGCGAUCUAUCUUCCCUUAAAUGAAGUUGUGGCGGUCAAGUGCUUGGAUCUCGAUCGCUGCAACAGCAAUCUGGAUGACAUCCGAAGAGAAGCUCAAACGAUGAGUUUGAUAGAUCACCCAAAUGUAAUAGGAGCGUAUUGUUCGUUUGUUGUCGAUAGCUACCUUUGGGUGAUCAUGCCAUUCAUGGCAGAGGGAUCUUGUCUACACCUCAUGAAGAUAGCAUAUCCUGAGGGAUUUGAAGAGUCAGCUAUUGGAUCAAUAUUAAAAGAAACUCUUAAGGCUCUGGAGUACCUUCAUCGACAUGGCCACAUCCAUCGUGACGUUAAGGCAGGAAAUAUAUUACUUGAUAGUAAUGGGGAGGUAAAGCUUGCUGACUUUGGUGUGUCAGCUUGCAUGUUUGACAAAGGUGACAGACAGAGAUCAAGAAAUACCUUUGUGGGAACUCCAUGCUGGAUGGCACCAGAGGUGUUGCAGCCACAAAGUGGUUAUGACUUCAAAGCUGAUAUCUGGUCAUUUGGAAUCACCGCACUGGAGUUGGCUCAUGGUCAUGCACCAUUCUCAAAAUAUCCCCCAAUGAAGGUUCUUUUGAUGACCAUACAAAAUGCGCCUCCUGGACUUGAUUAUGACCGUGAUAAAAAGUUCUCCAAGUCUUUUAAAGAAAUGGUUGCAAUGUGCUUGGUGAAAGACCAAACAAAGAGGCCAACUGCAGAGAAACUGUUGAAACAUUCCUUUUUCAAGAAUGCAAAGCCUCCAGAGCUUUCUGUGAAAAAACUCUUUGCUGACUUACCUUCGUUGUGGAAUCGUGUCAAGGCACUUCAGCUUAAGGAUGCUGCACAACUAGCUUUGAAGAAAAUGCCUUCAGCUGAACAGGAAGCAUUGUCACAGAGUCAGUAUCAGAGAGGUGUUAGUGCCUGGAACUUCGAUAUUGAGGAUUUAAAGUUCCAAGCAUCACUGGUGCAAGAUGAGGAUGAAAUACAAGAAAUUAAAGAAGAACAUGGAAGUGGGAAAGUCCAUAUGAAAAAAAGGUGGCAGGACGCAUAUGGUUCUAAAGCUGAUUUGGGGAGCUCUGUUUCCACAGAUCUUAUUAUCAGCGAACACAUAAAUGGUGAUGAAGGACUACAAGACAAGGGCCAAGUUGGGGGAGUAAAAAUCUCAGAAAGUGAUACUAUGGAAUCUGACAGUCAAGGGAAGUCUUCAUUGAGGAAGAAUGGAUCAAAAACUGAGCUGCCACCACCUAUCUCAGAAAAGGAUUCUUUGCUUGCCAAGUCUAGACCUCAAACAGUGAAAGGUCGUCAAACUCAGAGUGGGCCACUCAUGCCUGGAAUGGUUGUUGGUCAAUCUAUUCCUGAAAGAGCACGAACUUCAGAAAGGUCUGAGAAUGAAACCCAGCAGCCAGUCGAGAAAGCUCAGCAAGUACGAAGAGCACCUAGCUUCAGUGGCCCUUUAAAUCUUCCAAAUCGUGCUUCAGCAAACAGUUUAUCAGCUCCAAUUAAAUCCUCGGGCGGGUUUAGAGAAUCUUUGGAUGACAAAUCAAAGACCAAUCUGGUGCAAAUAAAAGGACGGUUUUCAGUAACAUCUGAAAAUGUUGAUCUUGUAAAGGAUAUUCCAUUAUGUACAGUUCCUCGACGAUCUUCUCAGGGGUCAUCUUUGAGGAAGUCCGCUAGCGUUGGAGACUGGAUAUUUGAAUCUAAGCAACUGCCUACUAAUCACUUGCCAAAAGAAAUUGGCAACAGCAGUAUGCCAGCUUCAAUUUUGAUGCCUCACCUCCAAAACCUUUUUCAGCAAACAUCAAUUCAACAGGAUCUUAUUAUGAACUUGCUCAAUAGCUUGCAAUCAGCUGAGGCAGCAGAUGCUUCUCAAAAUGGGAAGUUGCCUCCAGUGCCUUGCAAUCCGGAGAAUAAUGGAAAUGUUGAUGGUGCUGUUACUGAAAGGGAACGCUUACUUCUUACAAAAAUCUGUGAGCUUCAAGCUAGGAUGAAUGACUUGACUGAUGAAUUAACGGCAGAAAAAUCGAAGUACAUUCAAUUGCAACAGCGGAUAAACAUGGUGUCUGGCCAGGAGGAUGGGGACAGGAGAAGUUGAUUCUUGACAAGUAAAUGAAUCUGUACAAGUGUAAAUUAACGCCAUGUAAAGUCAGUUGAGAGUUUCAUCCGGUCAAUUGACCUUGAGAAGUUGCUGUGUAUGUGGGGCCUAGGGAGAAAGGACAGCUACUAUAAAUGUUUCUGGAGUCUUGCUCGAGAUACAUUACAUUUUUGACAGAAGAUUCCAGCUUUCCAAAUGACAAACAAGUAAAUAGUAGGCUUCUUAAGGAUAUAUUAUUUCUUCUUUCAUUUGUGCGGAAGGUCCGAAUGCAUAUUCAAUUCGGCGUAAAUUUCUUGAACCAGUCAAAGUGAGGAAAAGAAAAGCAAAACUAAGGGGGAGUAUGCUGUGUGCAUUUUGUAGAUUUUACAUCUCUCUCUGAAACGCGCAAAACUGUAAUUCUGUUAAAUAGAUUAUCUCUGUGCUUGAGUUUGUAAUUUGUAUAUUGACCGCCAUCUCAAUGUUAACCAUCCUCCCCCCCUUCCCCUCUCUCCUUUUAUUCACCCAUAGGUUCUCUGUGGUUGUUCCUUAUCUCUUCCUGUAACAUAUUGUAGGCCGCCAGCAGGCGUUAAGGAUGAUAUUAUUGCAAUAAACAAAGUUUGAUUUGGUCAAA